UGGAACUAUUUAGAGUAAAGGUCGCAGUAUUCUGAGGUCUUUAUAAGAACACGGAGUCAUUAAAGAGUGGCACAAGAAGAUUUCGGUCAUAGUUUGAUCCUGGCAGUCAGAGCUGGUUUAUUGACUCUGCAUCAUCAUGGCUCUUCUCAGAGGUGUAUUUGUUGUAGCUGCCAAGCGCACUCCGUUCGGUACCUAUGGUGGCGUGCUGAAGGAUCACAGUGCAACAGACUUGGCUGAGCAUGCAGCCAAAGCUGCCCUGGCUGCUGGGGGCGUGGCACCAGAACUUAUAAACAGUGUCAUCAUGGGAAACGUCAUGCAGAGCUCAGCUGAUGCACCCUACAUUGCUCGUCACGUGGGUCUGAGGUGUGGUGUUCCCAUCCCAGUGCCGGCUCUCACUGUGAACAGACUAUGUGGAUCUGGUUUCCAGUCCAUCAUCAAUGGCGCUCAAGAGAUUUGCCUCCGGGAGUCAGAGGUGGUCCUGUGCGGCGGCUCGGAGAGUAUGAGUCAGGCCCCGUACGCCGUUCGCAACAUUCGAUUUGGUACAAAGUUUGGACUCGAUCUCAAGCUAGAGGACACCUUGUGGGCGGGUCUGACUGACCUGCACGUCAAAAUCCCCAUGGGCAUCACAGCAGAAAACCUGGCAGAGAAAUACCAGAUCACACGAGAGGAAGUUGACAACUAUGCAUACCAGACACAACAAAGGUGGAAAGCAGCUCAUGAGGCUGGUCACUACACAGCAGAAAUUGCUCCCAUUGAUGUGAAAGCAAGGAAAGGCAAAGUGUCCAUGGCUCAGGAUGAGCACCCUCGUCCACAGACCACACUAGAACAGCUGGCCAAACUGGCUCCUGUCUUCAAGAAGGGAGGGACUGUUACUGCUGCCAACGCUUCGGGUGUAUCCGACGGUGCUGCUGCUGUGGUGAUUGCAAGUGAAGAUGCGCUGACUGAACAUAAGCUCACUCCACUGGCCAGAAUUGUGGCCUAUCAUGUGUCAGGCUGUGACCCGAGCAUUAUGGGAAUUGGUCCCGUUCCAGCAAUCACAGAAGCUCUUAAAAAAGCCGGUCUGACUCUCAACGACAUGGAUCUUGUGGAGGUGAACGAGGCUUUUGGUGCUCAGUACCUGGCUGUUGCUAAGGCUCUUGGACUGGAUCCAGCAAAAACCAAUGUCAACGGUGGAGCUAUUGCCAUCGGACAUCCUCUCGGUGCUUCUGGAGCACGUAUCACUGCCCACCUGGUUCAUGAGCUCAGGCGACGGGGAGGCAAGUACGCUGUUGGCUCUGCCUGCAUCGGUGGUGGUCAGGGCAUCGCCAUCAUCCUGGAAAAGUGUUGAGCGAAGAAGCUGCCAGUGUCAGAAGAAUUCCUGUAGAAGAAUGUCUCCCCGUCCACUCGCAUAAAAUAAAACACAGGUGACACAUGCUAAACAGAGAUUUAAAAAAAAAACUUUCAUCUACACAUAAAAUGGCAAAUGUUCUCUUAACAACACAAAGAAAACUCUUUCAUUUUGUUACAUAUUUCAGUUUAUUUAUACUCAAAUAUUUCAGUCCAAGGCCAAGAGUUAAUGCAUGUUUCUGUGCUUGUUGGACCAUGGUGCAAGAGACUGUUUGUGUUUAUGCCUGAGACACAGAAAUAUGUCCUUGGUCACGUUAACAUGUGUAGCAUAUUAACUCAUAAAGUACAGUUUCUGUUGAGUUACAGUAAGGUUUUAAAUGGACUCUGAACUCUGAUGUUUGCCUUAAAAUGUUUGCUCCAGCAAAAAAAAAUGAUUUUGUAUUUCUGUGUCAAAGAAUCUCAAUAAAUCAACUUUUCAAAAAAAUAA
This is a messenger RNA of Sebastes umbrosus (honeycomb rockfish), 1813 nucleotides long. It is a transcript of the gene acaa2, whose product is annotated as acetyl-CoA acyltransferase 2. Gene Ontology annotation, biological process: fatty acid beta-oxidation. The record is from RefSeq and is a predicted model, not a curated record. NCBI's taxonomy places the organism in Eukaryota, Metazoa, Chordata, Actinopteri, Perciformes, Sebastidae. The transcript is spliced from 10 exons. Bases 137 to 1327 code for a protein of 396 amino acids. Gene Ontology annotation, molecular function: acetyl-CoA C-acetyltransferase activity.